This is a messenger RNA of Lymnaea stagnalis (great pond snail), 3018 nucleotides long. The record is from the annotation of a GenBank genome assembly. NCBI's taxonomy places the organism in Eukaryota, Metazoa, Mollusca, Gastropoda, Lymnaeidae.
AAUUAUUUAGUUUAAAAAAAUAUAUUCUUCGCUCAAUAAAUAGUAGUGGGUUAUCACAUUCAGUUGGUGAAAAGAUAAUUCUACGUUGUGUUUCCAUUCAAAAAGGAAGUGAACUAUCUUUAAUUUAGGUGUGCUUUCUAAUUUCAGUGUUUAUUUACUUGUUAUUGUUAAACUCUGGUUAACAUAUUUUUUUAUCAGCAUACGAUGGCAUCAGAAAAAGAGGACGAUCGUCUUACUGUGCCAGAUGGUUGGAAAGACAAACCAUUUUCAAAAGACGAUAACCCAAGAGGAUUAUUAGCAGGUACAGUUAAAAAUUAGGCUUAGGCUUAGGGCUUUUAAUUUUACAAAACUAAUUUUAGUUAGUAGCCUCAGCUUAGGCCUAGUUACCCCUUGUAAAUUUUAGUUUUAGGUUGACACCUGACUCCUGCCCUACUCUAAAAAGUAAUAACAGUUACAGUGACUGUCAGUACAGCUACUAUCCUACACACUACUGACUCCCUACCCAAGGCCUAGUUAGACUAAGACUAAUAUCAAUGCGGUAAUCUUGCAGUACAGGUGCGUAGAUUAUUUCUGAUCGAAUUUCGUAUUAUCUUGUGUAAACUUACAUGUAUUCUGUAUUCUUUAUAAAAUUUAGUCCAGACAGUAUUUGUCAACACUAAUUAGUACAUAGUUAUUAAUACCCUUUUCUAGUGAAUUAACAAUGUGCUUAGAAUGGAACAUAAUGUAGCACAUUGUUAUUGUUAAUUCACUAGAAAUAUUGCUUAAUAGUCUUUAUUAUUAUUGGUACCAAAAAUGCCAGACUAGGUUGGCUGCCGUCUUCCUAUUUUGGUGGGUUGAGUUUUUCUUUACCCAGGGUUCACUUUUCCCAAAGAAGAGCUCCCUUUCUGGGCUGAUGACUUCAUUCCACCCAGCUAUCUGUUCAUAAAUGGGAUGAUUUUAAACAUUUUGUUAUGAUUCAUGAUGCAGACAUAUUUUUUUUUUAUUAAUAGAAACCAAAGUACCGGUACUCCAUAAUAAAGUCUAAUAUUUUGUUUCCUGAUUACAGAUUUUAUUUGUAUGUUAUGCAAAGUAUAAAGUCAUCUAAAUACAAUUACUUUAUUUGAAAAAGUCAUUGGCACAACUGAAUAAACAUAAUAAUAUAUUUGUUUCUUAAAUUUCACCUGUCAUUAAAUAAUUAUGUUUCAAUCAUUUAAUGGUUUCUCAUUUCAGAAAGUUCCUUCUCUGUUUUGUUUCCAAAAUAUCGAGAGAGCUAUUUAUCCAAAGUGUGGCCUUUAGUGAAAGAAGUCCUCAGUGAACAUGGCAUUGAACCAGAGAUGGACCUAAUCAAAGGCAGUCUUAGUGUAAAAACCACAAGGAAGACGUAUGAUCCUUACAUUAUCAUCAAAGCCAGAGACUUAAUUACGCUCCUUGCUCGUAGCGUUGAUCUUGAACAGGCCAAAAAGAUUCUUGAUGAUGAUGUUGCUUGUGAUAUCAUCAAAAUAGGUUCCAUGGUGUCUAAAAAGGAAAGGUUUGUGAAAAGAAGGAAGCGGCUUAUUGGUCCAGGAGGUACAACGUUGAAAGCCAUUGAAUGUCUGACUGACUGUUAUGUUGCCGUACAGGGUAACACAGUGGCUGCUUUGGGGCCUCAUAAAGGCCUUAAAGAAGUUAGAAAAAUCGUCGAGGACUGUAUGAAAAAUAUUCACCCUUUUUUCACUAUUCGUACAAUAAUGGAAAAGCACGAUCUCGCCAAGAAUCCAGAGAUGCGAAAUGAAAACUGGGCACCAUAUUUGCCACAAUACAAGAGCAAGAAUAUUAACAAACGCAAGCAGCCUUUGAAAAAGAAGAUAAAGAAAGAGUACACACCAUUUCCUCCACCGCAGCCAGAGUCAAAGAUUGAUAAGGAGCUUGCUUCAGGGGAGUAUUUUCUUAAGGAGAAUGAACGAAGGCUGCGUAAGGCAGAACUAAAGAAACAAAAGCAGAAGCAGUCGAAACAGGACAGGCAGCAGAAGAGAGAUAAAUCAUUUAUAGCCCCCGAAGAAACUUCAGAACCAGCAAGGAAAAAGAUUAAACUUGAUACAAGUGCUAAAGUAGACUUAAGCAAGUUAAAAAAGAAAUUUAACAAAAUUUCAAAAAAAUUGUAAUGAAUUACCAUGAAAUAAUUAUGAACCGGUAAAAGAAAAAUUAACCUGCAUUGAAUAAUCAUUGAGUGGCUUAAAUUCCCUAAGUGCUGGUUGAGACUCCCAUAACUAGGUUUCAAAAUGUUUAGCAUUUUGGAUUACUGCUCAUGUCAAUGUGGUCAAGUUGAAAAUAAAAUUCAGUUGAAAUUGCUUUAUGUUCACUUUGUGGUUUCUUCUUGCUUGUUGUAGGAUGGUCAUACCAACAACACUAUUUUUUUAAUAUCUUACACUUACACUGCCCUCUCUUGUUGACAUCUUACACUAACACUGCCCUUUCUUGUUGAUUGACAUCUUACACUUACACUCUGCCCUCUCUUGUUUGACAUCUUACUCCUGUCUCCUUCCUUUUUAAACAAAUUUACUUCAUAAUUUUAUAGAUCAACUUAAAAACUUUUUCUUCUUAUUGCUCAUUUGUGGUACCAUAUAAAAUAUUACAAACUUUGUUUCCUUUUCUCACAUGUUUUCACCUAAGUUAAAUACAUAAACUGAUAUUUAUAGCUGAUCAAAUUAAUCAAAUAAGUAUUCAUUCAUUCAGUACUUACAUUACUGAAAAGAAAAACUUAAUAUUUUUCUAGUUCUAGGAUUAUUAACAUAGUUCUUGACUACUGAGUGCACUGUGCGUACUGUAUGGAGUGAGUUCUCUUUGUCAGCCUAGUCUUCGUAUAUAGUCGUCUAUAUAUAUAUAACCAAUAAUAUCAACAUGCAUCAUCUAUACCAUGUGCUCAUCUUGGUUUGUGUAGAGUUGAAGUAAAAGUUUACCUGUUUGUUCUCAUACGGUACCUUAGUUCCCAGUGGUGUAUUUAUGAAAAUGGAUCUACACUUAAUGUUCCGCCUUUUGAAUCAGUAAUUUUAGUCAUGUUCU